Molecule: messenger RNA, 1038 nt
Organism: Fusarium venenatum
Lineage: Eukaryota; Fungi; Ascomycota; Sordariomycetes; Hypocreales; Nectriaceae
Product: putative cyclase-domain-containing protein
Molecular function (GO): arylformamidase activity
Source: RefSeq, a predicted model, not a curated record
AUGACAUUCGAUCCAAGCUCUGUACCGGAUUAUGAUAAUCUCCCCCAGGUUGAAGGUAUGCCCAAGGGGUGUGCUUGGGGAGUUUUCGACCAAGAUGGCACAAAGGACAUGGUCGGAACACUCAACUUCUUGACUCCAGAUGUUGUUCGCAAUGCUGCCCUGGAAGUCAAAGAUGGUAUCUCAAUAUCUCUGAACUGGCCUAUAAAUGCGAUGACCAAACUCAACGUUCCAGGUCGAGCAAUGCCUGAGCACAAAGUCUUGUAUAUACCCGAGAGCAUGGCAGAGCUCCCAUUUGAACAGGGAAAGUCAUGGGACGAUGAGAUUAGCUUCAACACCCAGUGCAGUUCUCAAUGGGAUAGUCUGUGUCACUUCCAGCAUCAAGAUUCAGGCUUGGCCUACAAUGGUGCCAACCCAGACAAACAGGCCUUGUCCGUCGACUCGACUGAGUCCAACACCAUGCCCACGCUGGAUCAUUGGCAUUCGCGCGGUUGUAUCGCCGGUCGGGGUGUAUUGAUCGACUACGCUGCCUACGCUGAAGAAAAGAAGAUCCAGUUCCAUCCCUUUGACGGAAAUCACAUUACCGUUGAAGACUUGGAAGCAUACGCAGAGUACCAAAACGUCGAAUUCCAACCUGGCGACAUCCUUCUCAUCCGCACAGGCGCUACGGAAGUAGUUGAUAAGAUGGACUCUGUCGGACUGGGCAAAAUGAUGGCUAUGAAGCUCAGUGGUCUCAAUGGAAGCGAAGAAACAGCAAGAUGGAUGUGGAAUAAGCGAUUCGCUGCAGUUGCAUCGGACUCGAGCUCUUUCGAAGCGUUUCCUCCCCUGAAGCCUGAUGGAUCGAUUGGCGGAAUGAAGGAUCUCGUGCUUCAUGUGUAUUGCUUGUGCUUUUUUGGUAUGCCGAUCGGUGAGCUGUGGGAUUUGAGUAAGCUGGCUGCAUACUGUAAAAAGACAAAGAGGUAUUCGUUUAUGAUCACUUCAACGCCCCUGAAUCAGCCUGGAUUGAUUGGAUCGCCUCCGAAUGCGCUGGCUAUAUUUUGA